UUUUCUCUUUGUGGUCGAUGUCACAAUGUUUUGCUUAAACUGAAUCCUGCAAAAACUGAAAAAAAUUUAACAAAUAAAGCAACAGAUAUAAUAAUAGAUAAAGCAACAAAUGUAAUAACAGAUAAAGCAAUAGAUGUAGUAACAAAUAAAGUAAUAAAUAUAGUAAUGGAUAAUGCAAAAGAUGAAUUGACAGAUGUAAUAACGGAUAUAGCAAUGAAUGUAGAAUCUGUAUCAACUGUAGAUGAAUUUUUGUUGUCAAUUCAUAAUAAAAUUAUUAUAUUAACAAAAGAUAAUAGUCUUUUACCAACUGAUUAUAGCAUAGCAUUUAAAACACAGAAAGAAACUGGUGUUGGUACUCAGUUAGCUGAUACUCAAGAUUUUAUAAAAUUUAAAGCUGAAUGUCUAAAGGUAGCUACAAAAAGUAUUGAUAUGGGAGUUUAUGUAACAAUUAUGCAGGCAUCUCAAAUUAAAGAAAAAAAAAAGGAUACUAAAUCGAAUAAUAAUGAUGAUAAGGAUAAUUAUAAAAAUAGCAAUAAAGUUCCAAAUGCAUCAUCUUUGUUAUCACAAGACCAAGCAAUUGCUAAAAAUAAUAAAGGAUUAAGUAUGAUUAAAGACCCUCCAACACAUUCUCUCUUUUCUUAUAACAGAAUAUCAUCCAAAAAAAGAUAUUUACCUAAAUCACCACUACUACAAGAAUCUUUGCCAGUACAAACACCUUUUUCACUACAAACACAUUCACUACCACAAGCAUCUUUGUUGUCUCAAGCAUCAUCAGUUCCAUUAUCACAAGUACAAAGUAAUUAG
Molecule: messenger RNA, 804 nt
Organism: Scutellospora calospora
Lineage: Eukaryota; Fungi; Glomeromycota; Glomeromycetes; Diversisporales; Gigasporaceae
Source: the annotation of a GenBank genome assembly